AUGUCUGCACAUCAGGACUUGGAAAGGCCCGCCACAUGCGCUUGGCUGCUCACCUCGGCCGCACCGAAGUCUGACACACCCACCAAUAGUUUGGCUCCAGUCAUCACUAGUUCCACCCCCGCCUCCGCAGCCCCUGUAACUCCUACCCAACAAUCCUCUGCUUCCACCCCACCUACUACUUCCCCUUCUUCAACCACCACUUCAUCAUCAACCACAUCCUCAAGCAUUCAUACCACCUCCUCAAUUCCAGUCCCACAAACUGUGUUGUUCACGGCACCCGUAGUGGCAGUCACUCCACACUCUACCUCCACAUUCAGAUCACAAACUAAAAUUGUGAUCAGCUCCGUUAACAUUGCUGCAGUCAUAGGUGGUAUCACUGGCUGUCUCGCUGGUUUGGCUGUGUUGGGUUUCCUCAUCAUGUGGUGCAUUCGCCACAAACGCAAGUCUGAUGAAGGCAAAUGGAGCGCUUCAGUCUUCAAACAUCAGUCUGCCAUCCUUGUGGAUGAUCCCGAACUAUCCUUUAAUCCCCACCCACCGACCAUGAUCGAACGUCACAACGCAUCCCCUGCCCUCAACGCUCAAUACAACCAUCCGAAUUAUUGUGGUGAUGGCAAUGACACAUGCCCCUCACAAGGACCACAGUCACCUCACUUGGCAACCGUCCAGCGCGGCAUACUUGUCUCGUCAACCAUCCGCUGCAGGAUAACCCCCAACGAUCCUCAGGCUCACUAUGUUAAUCUCGAUCGUUCCAGCGUAAAUCCAUUCCAAGCUGCCCAACUUGCCGAUGGAUACGGAACUGCAUAUAACCAUCAAUUUACCGAGGGCAUGCCCACCAUAGUUGCUGGAUUCAAGGGCCAUCCUUUGUACAAGCGUAAUUUCACCUUUUCUGCGCGUCGUACUCAAAGUCCAGAUAUGCUCUAUCACGGCAUCUGA
Suillus fuscotomentosus is the source of this 933-nucleotide messenger RNA. RefSeq lists its product as uncharacterized. NCBI's taxonomy places the organism in Eukaryota, Fungi, Basidiomycota, Agaricomycetes, Boletales, Suillaceae. The coding region runs from base 1 to 933 and encodes 310 amino acids. The record is from RefSeq and is a predicted model, not a curated record. The transcript has 7 exons.